Carlito syrichta (Philippine tarsier) is the source of this 723-nucleotide messenger RNA. It is a transcript of the gene HOXC13, whose product is annotated as homeobox C13. The record is from RefSeq and is a predicted model, not a curated record. NCBI's taxonomy places the organism in Eukaryota, Metazoa, Chordata, Mammalia, Primates, Tarsiidae. The transcript has 2 exons. Gene Ontology annotation, biological process: regulation of transcription by RNA polymerase II. Gene Ontology annotation, molecular function: DNA-binding transcription factor activity, RNA polymerase II-specific; RNA polymerase II cis-regulatory region sequence-specific DNA binding. The annotation marks the transcript as partial.
GCCGUCUACACGGACAUCCCGGCCCCAGAGGCGGCGCGCCAAUGCGCCCCGCCGCCGGCGCCCCCUACCUCGUCCAGCGCCACCCUGGGCUACGGCUACCCAUUCGGGGGCAGCUACUACGGCUGCCGCCUGUCGCACAACGUGAACCUGCAGCAGAAGCCUUGCGCGUACCACCCGGGCGAUAAAUACCCGGAGCCGGCGGGCGCCCUGCCUGGUGACGACCUGUCCUCCAGAGCCAAGGAGUUCGCCUUCUACCCCAGCUUCGCCAGCUCCUACCAGGCGAUGCCCGGCUACCUGGCCGUGUCGGUGGUGCCCGGGAUCAGCGGGCACCCGGAGCCGCGUCACGACGCGCUCAUCCCCGUCGAAGGCUACCAGCACUGGGCUCUCUCCAAUGGCUGGGACAGUCAGGUGUAUUGCUCCAAGGAGCAGUCGCAGUCCGCCCACCUCUGGAAGUCCUCUCCUCCAGACGUGGUUCCCCUGCAGCCCGAGGUGAGCAGCUACCGGCGCGGGCGCAAGAAACGCGUGCCCUACACGAAGGUGCAGCUGAAAGAGCUGGAGAAGGAGUACGCAGCAAGCAAAUUCAUCACCAAAGAGAAGCGCCGGCGCAUCUCGGCCACCACGAACCUCUCGGAGCGCCAGGUCACCAUCUGGUUCCAGAACCGGCGGGUCAAAGAGAAGAAGGUGGUCAGCAAAUCGAAAGCGCCUCACCUUCACUCCACCUGA